Messenger RNA from Diabrotica virgifera virgifera (western corn rootworm), 2260 nucleotides. Its product is annotated as zinc finger protein 271-like. NCBI's taxonomy places the organism in Eukaryota, Metazoa, Arthropoda, Insecta, Coleoptera, Chrysomelidae. Gene Ontology annotation, molecular function: DNA-binding transcription factor activity; RNA polymerase II cis-regulatory region sequence-specific DNA binding. The record is from RefSeq and is a predicted model, not a curated record. Gene Ontology annotation, biological process: regulation of transcription by RNA polymerase II. The coding region runs from base 112 to 2241 and encodes 709 amino acids. The transcript is spliced from 2 exons.
UAUAAAAAAACAAAAACUUUUUGUCUUUUUAUGUUUUUAUUCUUGUUCGUAAAUGUAAACCAUUAAUUAAUAAUUAAUUUAUUAUUAAUAUUAAUCAAUAAAAUCAAUCAAAUGGAAGUGAAACAAGAAAUUAUCGAGGAAUCGUGUAAAAUAGAAAUAGAUACUGACCUAGAUGAUGCCUUUUUGGAUGGCUUUAAAUGUGAAAUUAAGGAGGAGUCCGAUAGGCAAAGUACCCAGGACACAUCUGAUUAUUUAGACUUAAAAAAAUUUCUCAUAAAAACUGAAAUAAACCAAUAUGGAAAUGAACUUAAUCCAUUUGAAGAAAACGGAAAAACUGAAAAAGAUUGUCUGCAAGAGAACAAGAUGGAAAUUACAGAGACACUAAUUGAACAUUCAUCUUACGAAGAAAAUUAUAUGAAUCCACAUGCUGAAGGAAAAACACUAAAUAAAAAUAGGAAAGUUCUGACUGGCGAAAAAGCUAAUAAGUGUGAAAUUUGUUUUGAGCGAUUUAAUCAGCCAGGUACUUUCAAAGCCCAUUUGACAACACACACUGAAGAAAAACCUCACAAGUGUAAAUUUUGUUUUAAGCAGUUUAUUACAGCAAAUGAGAUGAAAGUACAUUUGAGAGUGCACAAUGGAGAAAAAACUCACAAAUGUGAAAUUUGUUUUAAGCAAUUUAAUCAAGCAUGUAAGUUGAAAACACAUUUGAGAGUACACACUGGAGAAAAAUCUUACAAGUGUGAAAUUUGUUUUAAGCAAUUUAGUGAAGAAUGUAAUUUGAAAAGACAUUUGAGGGUGCACAAUGGAGAAACACCUCACAAGUGUGAAAUUUGUUUUAAGCAAUUUAGAGACGCAAGUAAUUUUAAAGUACAUUUGAGAUUGCAUACAGGAGAAAGACCUCACAAGUGUAAAAUUUGUUUUAAGCAGUUUAUUACAUCAAGUAAGUUGAAACGACAUUUGAUAGUGCACAGUGGAGAAAAACCUCACAAGUGUGAAAUUUGUUUGAAACAGUUUUCUCAACUAGGUCAUAUGAAACAACAUUUGAGAGUGCACACUGGAGAAAAACUUCACAAGUGUGAAAUUUGUUUUAAGCAAUUUAGUGAAACACAUCUUUUCAAAUCUCAUUUAAGAACACACACUGGAGAAAAGCCUCACGAGUGUGAAAUUUGUUUUAAGCAAUUUAGUCAAGCGAGUAAUUUAAAAGUUCAUUUACGAGUGCAUACUGGAGAAAAACCUCACAAGUGUGAAAUUUGUUUUAAGCAGUUUUCUCAACUAGGUCAUAUGAAACAACAUAUGAGGUUGCACACUGGAGAAAAACUUCACAAGUGUGAAAUUUGUUUUAAGCAAUUUAGUGAAACACAUCUUUUCAAAGCUCAUUUAAGAACACACACUGGAGAAAAGCCUCACGAGUGUGAAAUUUGUUUUAAGCAAUUUAGUCAAGCGAGUAAUUUAAAAGUUCAUUUACGAGUGCAUACUGGAGAAAAACCUCACAAGUGUGAAAUUUGUUUUAAGCAAUUUAGACGCUUAAGUGAUAUUAAAGUACAUUUAAGAGUGCAUACCGGAGAAAAACCUCACAAGUGUCAAAUUUGUUUUAAGCAGUUUUCUGUAACAAGUAAUUUGAAAAAACAUUUGAUAGUGCACACUGGAGAAAAAUCUCUCAAGUGUGAAAUUUGUUUUAAACAAUUUAGACGCUUAAGUGAUAUUAAAGUACAUUUACGAGUGCAUACUGGAGAAAAACCUCACAAGUGUGAAAUUUGUUUUAAGCAGUUUUCUCAACUAGGUCAUAUGAAACAACACAUGAGGUUGCACACUGGAGAAAAACUUCACAAGUGUGAAAUUUGUUUUAAGCAAUUUAGUGAAACACAUCUUUUCAAAGCUCAUUUAAGAACACACACUGGAGAAAAGCCUCACGAGUGUGAAAUUUGUUUUAAGCAAUUUAGUCAAGCGAGUAAUUUAAAAGUUCAUUUACGAGAGCAUACUGGAGAAAAACCUCACAAGUGUGAAAUUUGUUUUAAGCAAUUUAGACGCUCAAGUGAUAUUAAAGUACAUUUAAGAGUGCAUACCGGAGAAAAACCUCACAAGUGUCAAAUUUGUUUUAAGCAGUUUUCUGUAACAAGUAAUUUGAAAAAACAUUUGAUAGUGCACACUGGAGAAAAUCCUCUCAAGUGUGAAAUUUGUUUUAAGCAAUUUAGUGUAGCACGUUCUUUAAAAAGGCAUUUUUUAAAAGUGCACACUGAAUAAAAACCUCACAAUUGUGUAA